AUGUACCUGGGCCAGGUAUCCAGUUUGGUUUACCGUUCAAAGUACUGGUCUACCUCAAGCCUUCUUCUUCCACCAGAGAUCCUCGAACACAUAAUCGACCAACUGGCCCAAUCCCCGGACGAAGGGAGCAAACGCGCCUUAUCCUCAUGGCUGCUUGUUUCUCCCACUUUUCACCAGCGAGCGCGUUAUCACGUAUUCUUCACUGUGACUAUCUCUAACACGCCCAAUACUGCAUUUUCUGCCCGUAUACGCAGCUUGCGGAGGCUCCUCGAGGACGAUGCAGCAUUCACCUCCGCCUCGCCCACGCGGAAGGGUGGUAAUCUGAUCCGGGCUAUCCAUGAAGUGGUUAUCCUAAGCAGAAAUGGGACAGAGAGCAAUAAAGUCAUCCUCGAUAAUACGGACCUCAUCGCCGUCAUGCGAAGGCUGCACACUCCUGCCUACGGGAUCGAGAGGUUUGCGCUACUCCUCGACAAUCUGUUAACGGUUGUUGCGUGGGAGGACCUCAGCCCCGAGCUCAAGCUCGCCUUUCGCAACCUUUCUAGGUCUCCUUUUCUCAAAUCGUUAACUAUCAGCCACCUCCCAAAUAUUCCUGUCAGUUUCUUUAACGGCACGUACUUGGAGAACAUUUCCGUCACGGGCGCUUUUCCUGCCACGAGCGAGCGCUUCGCCCAAUGCCUCUCGGCGUUCGAGGAUGCACCGCAGCAAGAUCCGGAGGCAUCGAUAGUCGAAUCGCCGCCCAUGCUACGGUCUUUCACGACGGACCAUACGUUCAUAUUUCCGAAAGCUUGGAUCACGAACCGGGAUGUGUACAACCUCACGACUCCCCUCUCGCCGUUUCCCCAACUGAGGGAUCUAAACAUAAUCUUGAGCCCGCUGUACUUUGCGACAUUUCUAAGGAUCACCUCGCAUGUUCUGACGGCAGCGUCCAGGUCUCUUGAGACCCUCUCAUUUCGAUUUGUCGGAAAAUUCGCGCCUCUCCUCCCAACCUCCGUCACCCCAAUUACCCUCAACACAAUGCGCAACCUAACCUCUCUUACGCUCUCCCUGACCACCAACCAAAUCGUCACGCGACGGCCAAUCACCGAGAUUGGGCUGCGACCCAUCUUGCACAUCCUUGAAUCCUCCACCUCCCCUCCCUCUCUCCGACACAUCCAAAUAACCUUAACGCUGAGUAUCCGUGACCCACGCGACAAGCUCAUCGCGCCAGACACAGAGGAAUGGGGCUCCUUCAACCAGGCGCUGUCCGAUUUCUGCUUUGCGAACCUAGAGGAGAUAAAGGUGAAUAAUAUUUACGCGUCGAAAGGAUAUGCAAGUGAGAAUGGCUACAAGAUAGCUACCUUCAGCCUCUUGACGGCCGCGUCCUUCGCACAUACAUGGUUUUAUAUGUUCAAGUAUAUGGUGUGGAGUUUCUCCAACUACGAGCAGACCCACCUCAGCAACAUAUCCCUCGAGCUUCCCCUCCGCAUCGCAUCGUGGCUGCAGGACACUUCACUCUUCGAGGAGGCGUGGUACCUCGUCUGCUUCAAUCCUCUGAACUGGUGGUGGAGUGAACAACUCUGCUUGUUCACGGUCGGCGCAUGGACGGUUUUCGUUGCUACCGAAGGUCGUCGCCACGGGAUCAAGCACCUAUGGGCAUACAUGCUCCUCGGACAAAUUGUGGCUAUCUCUGUUGCAUCGAAUCUCUUUUAUCUAGCCAUCCUUCUCUCGCCUCCACCCGGCCUCCCUCGCAGGGAUCAACACUCGACCAACACAAGUCCGACGCUCUGGCUUAACGUUUUUCUUUCCAUUGCGACUGUCGCUCUUACACCCUUCACCUCCCGAAGUACCUUCCUCUGGAAUCUCCUCGUCAUGCACGCCCUCAUCUUCCUCCCUCUCAUAUUCCGUGAAGAUGCGACCACAGAAGGCCAUCCUCCUCGUUUCGCGAUGAGUACUAAGACUAUACCGCAUCAUCCAUAUCGCCUCAGCAAUUAUACAUGCGCGGACCGUCCUGACCGCCGUCCACUACCUCAGCCAAACCGGAUCAACUGCUUCCUUACACGUACUGCAAGCUGCUUGGAAGGUCCUCCAUUCUCACCCUGCCCAGUCAUCCAUUGGUUGGGACGUCAUAUGGACAACCGCGUCGUUCGUUAUCUGGACCCUUGCACGGCCUGA
This is a messenger RNA of Cyclocybe aegerita, 2151 nucleotides long. NCBI's taxonomy places the organism in Eukaryota, Fungi, Basidiomycota, Agaricomycetes, Agaricales, Hemipholiotaceae. The record is from the annotation of a GenBank genome assembly.